AUGCCUCGUCGACCGGCUGUUGCCGAGCUGGAUGAUUGCCCAAUGAAUGAAUCCUUGUCAGCGACUUGGCGUGUAGACUCUGAAGGUGUUAUGCACCAUGAAGCCACUGGUUUGUGUAUCGGCGCUUGUGGAUUGGCCAACCCCUCUCACUCGUUCAUUGUGGAUCCGAGAGAUAUAGAGAUAGAUGAUUCUGAGAAGCCUCUGGGAAGGGGGACAUCUGGCAUCGUGAUAAAAGGCGUCCAUAAGUCAUCAGGCCUUUUACUAGCGAUCAAGAGUGUCAGAACGGAAGAUAAGGAACGGAGGGAUCAAGUUAUGAAUGACUUGAGGGUUUGUCGACUGGUUCUGGUUGGGAAGGGUAGUCUUGGAAGUCAGGGUCUUCUCCGAGCUCAGAGUUGUGAAUAUCUUGUCCGUUUGUAUGCAGCCUAUUCUACACCUAACAGUGCUUUUGUUAACAUCGCGAUGGAGCUCAUGGAUAGGGGAUCUCUGAGAGAUGUUACUAAACACGUCCCUAAUAGAACAUGGCCUGAAACUAAGGCCACGCUAGUUAUUUGGCAAAUCAUCCAGGCUCUGAAAUUCCUUCAUUCCAACCAUUCAUUGCAUCGCGAUAUUAAGCCGGAGAAUAUACUACUAUGCUCUGAUGGACAUGUGAAGUUGGCAGAUUUUGGUAUUUCGAAGGAUCUUAGCUCGACCUAUGGAAUCUGUUCUACAUUCGUCGGAACUGCACUUUACAUGUCACCAGAGAGGGCCGCGGGGGAGGAGUACACUUACUCCGCAGAUAUUUGGUCCCUUGGGGUCGUGGCCUUCGAGCUGUUGACCGGAACUAAUCCAUUCUCAAUUAGUCGUGGCUUCAUAGAUCUCUAUGACUCAUUAUGCCAUAGACCCGAGCCUCGAUUAAAUAAGAGCAGAUUUACCUCCGGUGCUUGUGGGUUCGUGACACACACGUUGGCGAGGGAUCCCUUACAACGUCCAUCUGCAAGCGAACUAUUACGUAACGAGUGGCUGGCUCCUGUGGUCUCGGCUGGUGCUCAGGAGUGUUCUGAUGAGCUUGCAGCUUGGUUGUCCACAUUGAAGUAG
Perkinsus marinus ATCC 50983 is the source of this 1074-nucleotide messenger RNA. RefSeq names its product protein kinase NPK2, putative. The coding region runs from base 1 to 1074 and encodes 357 amino acids. The record is from RefSeq and is a predicted model, not a curated record. Gene Ontology annotation, molecular function: MAP kinase kinase activity; ATP binding. The transcript has 11 exons. NCBI's taxonomy places the organism in Eukaryota, Perkinsozoa, Perkinsida, Perkinsidae. Gene Ontology annotation, biological process: protein phosphorylation; MAPK cascade.